AUGGGCGAGGGCAUGAGGACCGGAGAAAGGGCCUCAUCUCGGCGGUCCUCUCGUUUUUCCUACGGCUUUAAGGUUUUGGGGCUUCUUCUCCAGUCGACCUUGACGAGUAUAAUAAGGCAGCGGCAGUCGGCACCUUGGGGCGCAAUGACAGGGGUUCUGGUGUUACGCUGGCAGGUUAGCCCCUCCGUCACCAGCCAGAGAGGCCGCAUUUUCGCGCCAGAGGCCAUCAAGGUUCUCACGCCGCACCGCACCUGCUCAUCGCGCGCCUGCAACACCGCCUUCCCACAACGUGGGUAG
This is a messenger RNA of Colletotrichum lupini, 297 nucleotides long. RefSeq lists its product as uncharacterized. Lineage: Eukaryota; Fungi; Ascomycota; Sordariomycetes; Glomerellales; Glomerellaceae. The transcript has 2 exons. The record is from RefSeq and is a predicted model, not a curated record. Bases 1 to 297 code for a protein of 98 amino acids.